CUGUUUCCAGUUUCCUCGUUUCUUUCUAAAACCCUAACCAAAAUAAAUAGAUAAAAGCUCAAAGCUAUUAUGCUCAGCCAUUUCCUCUGCUACUUCCAAUUCCAUUUCCUUUCUCUCCGCUUUCGCCUAAUUUUUUACCCUUAAUUGCGUUUCUGUGGGUGGUAGUGAGGACACAUUUUUGCGGUGUUCCAGAAUAGGGUGGGGUUAUUGUUCAAAUGGCUUCUGUGUCGAGUCAGCCACAGUUUCGUUACACCCAACCUCCAUCGAAGGUGCUUCAUUUGCGAAACUUACCAUGGGAGUGCACAGAGGAGGAACUGAUUGAACUUGGAAAGCCAUUUGGUAAAGUUGUGAACACAAAGUGCAAUGUUGGAGCUAACAGAAAUCAGGCUUUUAUUGAAUUCGCUGAUUUAAAUCAAGCUAUUGCAAUGAUAUCAUAUUAUGCAUCAUCCUCUGAGCCUGCUCAAGUGCGUGGCAAAACUGUCUAUCUACAGUACUCAAAUAGGCAAGAAAUAGUAAAUAACAAAACUACUGCAGAUGUUGCUGGGAAUGUACUGUUAGUUACAAUAGAGGGUGCAGAUGCACGCCUUGUCAGCAUUGAUGUGUUACAUUUGGUUUUUUCAGCUUUUGGGUUUGUGCAUAAGAUUACUACCUUUGAGAAGACAGCUGGAUUCCAGGCGUUGGUACAAUUUUCAGAUACAGAAACUGCCUCUUCUGCAAAGAAUGCCUUGGAUGGAAGAAGCAUUCCUAGGUAUCUUCUUCCUGAGCAUGUUGGACCCUGCAACCUUAGGAUCACGUAUUCUGCACACACAGAUUUGAGUGUGAAAUUCCAGAGCCAUCGGAGCAGGGACUAUACUAAUCCUUACCUUCCUGUUGCUCCUUCAGCGAUAGAUGGAAGUGGUCAGUUAACUGUGGGUUUGGAUGGGAAAAAACUAGAACCAGAGAGUAAUGUGCUUCUUGCGUCUAUUGAAAACAUGCAGUAUGCCGUCACCUUGGAUGCUUUACAUAUGGUGUUUUCUGCUUUUGGGCCGGUCCAAAAGAUUGCCAUGUUUGAUAAGAAUGGGGGCGUACAGGCAUUGAUUCAAUACCCUGAUGUUCAAACUGCCGUUGUUGCCAAGGAAGCUUUGGAAGGACACUGCAUCUAUGAUGGAGGAUUUUGCAAGCUUCACAUCUCAUAUUCACGCCAUACUGAUCUCAGCAUUAAGGUCAAUAAUGAUCGGAGCAGAGACUAUACAAUCCCAAACAACCCUGUAGUGAACCCCCAGCCCUUGGUUCUUGGGAACCAGUCAGUUUCGGUAAUGGGUCCUACUGUUCAGUACAACAGGACUCCAUUCACUCCCACUCCAGAGCACCCUGUGAUGCCUCAGUCUUCAGCUGGGUGGGGCACUGGUGUUCCACCAAUGCCGCAGUCCAUGCCAAUGCAGAUGCAUAAUAAUCCUUACAUGCCACCUGGGACAAUGCCGUUUCAAGUUUCCCCAGGAAUGAUGCAGUCAUCGAUCCAGAGUGGCAUACCACAGUCAUCAAUGUUGCCCCGUUAUGGAUCUGGCCAGAUGCAAUAGUCGUAAAUAUAGGCAGGUGGGGAUGUGAGUGCGCUUUCUUGAAGGAUCUGCCUUAGUCUUUUGCUGUUUGGUAUGGCUUGCUAUUCAUGCCCCUUUCUUUGGUUCUAAUUCCUCGCUCAAAAUACACGCAAUAUGCAUUUUCUUUUGUGUUUAAACUAAUGUUUUAGCCUCUUGGUUCUUAUAUAUCAUCAUUGACGGUUACUUUUC
This is a messenger RNA of Juglans microcarpa x Juglans regia, 1763 nucleotides long. Its product is annotated as polypyrimidine tract-binding protein homolog 2-like. Bases 216 to 1556 code for a protein of 446 amino acids. The record is from RefSeq and is a predicted model, not a curated record. Gene Ontology annotation, biological process: regulation of RNA splicing. NCBI's taxonomy places the organism in Eukaryota, Viridiplantae, Streptophyta, Magnoliopsida, Fagales, Juglandaceae. Gene Ontology annotation, cellular component: nucleus. The transcript has 11 exons. Gene Ontology annotation, molecular function: mRNA binding.